AUGUCCGCCAACGAUUAUUACGGCAACUCCAACAGCGGCUAUGGCCAGCAGGGUGGUUACCCUCAGCAGCAAAGCUAUGGCCAGCCUCAAUACGGUCAACAGAGUGGCUAUCCUCAACAGCAGCAGUACUCUCAGCCACAAUACUCUCAGCAUCAACAACCUCAAAGCUACGGAGGCUACAACCAGCAGCAACCUCAAUACUCUUCCCACGACCAACAGCCCAGCUACAACUCCCACUCCCCCGCACCUCAGCAGGGCUACGGCCAGCAGCACGGCUCAUCGCCUUACCCUCCCCAGCACCAGGACAACUCUCAGUAUGGUGCUCCCGCUUAUCCCCAGCAAGGCGGCGCUCCAGGCCAGUACCCUCCUGGCCAACCCGGCCCCGACGGCGAGCGCGGUCUCGCAGCUACUCUCGUCGGUGGAGGCGCAGCUGCUUGGGCUGCGCGUACAUCGGGAGGGGGCCUUCUCGGUAGUCUUGGUGCUGCUGCGGCUGGUGCUAUUGGCGCCAAUGUUCUUGAGAACAAGUUCAAGAAGAACAAGAAAAAUAAGAAGGAUAAGAAGCACAAGAAGCGAGGUAUCAACGGCAGCUCCAGCAGCAGCAGCGACUCCGACUGA
Messenger RNA from Fusarium pseudograminearum CS3096, 615 nucleotides. RefSeq lists its product as uncharacterized. The record is from RefSeq and is a predicted model, not a curated record. Lineage: Eukaryota; Fungi; Ascomycota; Sordariomycetes; Hypocreales; Nectriaceae. The transcript has 2 exons. The coding region runs from base 1 to 615 and encodes 204 amino acids.